Molecule: messenger RNA, 1863 nt
Organism: Dictyostelium purpureum
Lineage: Eukaryota; Evosea; Eumycetozoa; Dictyosteliales; Dictyosteliaceae
Exons: 2
Coding region: 1-1863 (620 amino acids)
Source: RefSeq, a predicted model, not a curated record
AUGAGUUCUCCAUUUAGAUCAGAUAUGGCAAAACAUUAUAAAAUUGUAAGAUUGAUAACUUUUAUUAUCAACAAAAACAUCACAAGUGAUUUGUUAGAUGAUGUACAACUCCCAUCUUCUUUUCCAUACGCUGAAAAAUCAAUAGUAAUUACAAUUGAUCAUACAAUCAAUGAUAAUAAUACAGUAUGUCACGAUAUCAAAGUCAACUAUAAACUUUUUUCACUUUGGUUGUUUUUAUUAAAAUAUACAUUAAAUGAAGUGAUUAAUAUCAUUAGAGACAGAGAAAAACCAAUUAUUACGGUUAAAAAGUUAUUAAAAGAAAUUAUAAAGAGGGAAAUAAUUAGUGAUCAAAUUGAAAUAUUCGAACCAGAGAGAGUAUUACUCAGUCCUGAUAGUGAAGUAAAGUUAGUAGAAAUAUUCAAUAAUAAAAUAGUUCAGUAUAAAUAUAUAAAAAAAUCAAUUAUAGAUAUUGGUAAUAACGAAUAUUGUGAUGAAGAUUCUUUUGUUUUAGAUUCAGAAGAGGCCGAAAAUGAAGUAGAUGAAUAUGAAUAUGAAUAUGAAGACGAAGACGAAGACGAAGACGAAGAUGAACAUGAAGAUGAAGAUGAGGACGAAGAUGAACAUGAGGAAGAAAUUGAAAAUCAAGAACCUCCUUCAGAAUGGCUUAAAGAUAGUGAAUAUUGUCCUCCUGGUGUUACAUUUUCCCAAGAGCAAUUAAAUAAUAUAGAAUUUAUGAAAAAAAAUAUUUUACCACGCGAAUAUGAAAAACAAGGUCCAAAAGAAUCUCUUCCAUCAAAUAUUCCUCCAGUUAGAGAUAACGUUAUUCAGCAUGUUUUUGAACUAUAUUUUACCGACUUUCUCAACCGUUUGGUUAUUUCAACGAAUAAUUACAAAAGGUAUAAAAAAAUUUCAGCAAAAGAAAAAGCCAACUACACACCACAAUCAUCACAAUCAAAUUCACAACCACCAUGGUAUUCCCUUUAUGACGAUUUUACUUUGGAGGAAAUUAGAAUCUAUUUAUCAAUUUUCCUAUUUGCUGGUUUAAAUAGAAUUACAAAUAUUCAUGAUUAUUGGGAAAAACCAAAAGGUUCAUGUCUUUCACUUUCAAAUUAUAAUCCAACUAUUGUAAAAUUAAUGUCAUUUAAAAGGUUUAAAGCUAUCCAUAAAUGUUUUCGUUGGGAAGGUUUUGGUACUAAACAUCAAACUGCCAAUCAUGAACUAAUUUAUGAAUAUGCCAAUGAAUUAAUAAAGAAGCAUUAUUCACCAAGUUUUGAAUUUUCUUUUGAUGAUGAUCUUUUUGGAUGGAGUGGUAUUGGUGGUUCAAAAAAGAUGGUUCCAGGUAAAGCUGAUAAAGUUGGUAAUGUUUUAUGGAAAUUGGUUGAUAAAUUCAAGUAUACUUAUCAUUUUGAAAUUGAACAUCUUGUAUCUAAAAUCUUGAAAGCUCAAGCUCAAACUCAAGAUGGAAAUGAUAUGGUAGAUCAACCAAAGAAAUCAAAGAAACCAAAUUUGGGUUACGAAAUUUUAAAUAGAGCGUUAAAUAAAGUAAAAGAAGUUGAAGAGAUUGCAACUAGAGGGUCCAACUGUUUUGUUAUUGACGCUGGUUAUUUGGGUGGUGUAAAAAAUGUUAACCUUUUAAGUUUAUCUGGUUUUUAUUUUAUAGUUUUAAUUGCCUCAAAUAGAAUUGGUUCACUAUUCAAUUUUAUAGAACCCAGAGCUAUAAAAUCCAAAUUAAAAUUUGAUAAUGUUGGUGAUUGUCUUUAUGCUCAAAAUGGUCAAUAUACAGCCAUAGCAUGGCAAUGUAAAAAAAAUAAAAUGUUUUACUCUUUAACGAAUAUACCAAAACCAAUUUUUAAAGAGAAAUAA